AAACAAUUGGGCGAGAGCGAGCGGGUGGGGACUUGCUGCCGCAGGGAGGACGGUUGGAACAGGACCGGCAGGGGCGCGCAGACGAUGGCGGCCCUGAGCCCGCGGAAGCCGACCGAACCGAGUGGCAGGAAGCUCAGGUCAGUGUCGAACAGGCUGUGUUGGGCCGAAGCUCUGCGCCCCGUCCAGACCCAGGCGGCCGAGCUCAUUUCCUCCUGGGGGCCCCAAGCAAGUGUUCCAGUUGGAUUCCGAAGGAAGCAGUAGUGUUGGGCUGCUUGAAAUUAAAGACCUAGCAAAGCAUUCUCCUCUCAGCUCUACAGUAGAAAUAUUGUUCUUAUUUUUGAUCAGCAUAUACAUCAUGGGUUCUGCCUGAUCCCCUUGUUGCCGCCUGAAACCCUAAAGCAGAUUUAAAUAAGAUCUUUCAGUGAAGUGGUAUAGGUCCCUUGCACUUUAACAAGGAACAACGCUAAUCACCAACUUAGUGCAGGUCACGAUGCAAGGAUUUGCUGCUUAGUAGUUGGACCUGAGAGUGGGAGCAAGAAAUGCCGACUUUUGCUCUCCAUCCAAUUGGAGCAGGUCCCUGGGAAAACAGGGAACCUUGAAUAAGAGGGCGGCCUUCCUUAAUCCUGUUGGACAGCAGAGGGAGAUCGUAAACAAACGAAGCACAGAACCUCUGGCUCAGUGCCUGGAAGCAUACAUGUUGUGACAUGGAACAUAGCCUCUGCAGCACCCCCUUUAGACCUCAGUGAUCUGCUUCAGCUGAACAACCAGAACCUGAAUAUGGACAUGUAUGUUAUUGGUUUGCAGGAAAUGAACUGUGGAAUCAUGAGCCUCCUUUCUGACACUGCCUUUGAAGACCCGUGGAGCAGUUUCUUCAUGGAUGUGCUUUCCUCUCUGAGCUUUGUCAAGGUCUCCAGUGUCCGCAUGCAGGGGCUUCUUGUACUGGUCUUUGCCAAGCAUCAGCAUUUGCCCUUUGUCCAAAUCCUCACUACUAAAUCCACCCCCACUGGCCUCUUCGGUUACUGGGGCAACAAAGGGGGCGUCAGCAUCUGCCUGAAGCUUUAUGGUUACUAUGUCAGCGUCAUCAACUGCCACCUGCCCCCCCACAUUGCCAACAAUGACCAGCGGCUGGAACACUUUGACCGGAUCCUGGAGAUGCAGAAUUUUGAGGGACAUGAUAUUCCCAACAUCCUAGACCAUGACCUCAUUCUCUGGUUUGGAGACAUGAAUUUUCGGAUCGAGGACUUUGGGUUGCAUUUUGUUCGGGAAUCCAUAAAAAAUCGGUGCUACAGUGACCUAUGGGAGAAGGAUCAGCUCAGCAUUGCCAAGAGACAUGAUGCAUUGCUCCGGGAGUUCCACGAGGGGCCCCUGCUCUUCCCACCCACCUACAAGUUCGACAAGAACUCCAACGACUAUGACACCAGUGAGAAAAAACGCAAGCCUGCCUGGACUGACCGGAUCCUGUGGAGGUUGAAGCGGCAGCCCCAGGCCAGCCCCCAUGUCCCCAGUCAGCAGGCCUACUUCUCCCUGUCUCUGAGAAGCUACGUCAGCUACAUGGUGUACAGCAUCAGUGAUCAUAAGCCUGUCACCGGCACAUUUGACUUGGAGCUGAAACCAUUGGUAUCUGCCCCCCUGAUCACCCUGUUACCCGAGGGCCUGUGGACCAUGGAGGACGACAUGUUGAUCAGCUACUCCUUGUCCGCAGACUUCCUGAGCAGCCCCUGGGACUGGAUUGGACUGUACAAGGUGGGGCUGCGCCACAUCAAUGACUACCUGUCCUAUGUCUGGGUGGGGGACAACCAAGUCUCCUCCAACAGUGGGCUGUACCAGGUAUACAUUAACAUCAGUGAUAUUCCUGAGACUGAGGAUCAGUUUCUCCUCUGUUACUAUAGCAACAGUCAGCAUUCUGUGGUGGGGAUGAGCAAGCCUUUCAAGGUAAGCUGGUGGGGAAGGGAAGAGUACUGCGGAGGACUGGAGGCCUUCGUCAGUUCCCCAUGGCCUCCAGACUAGGAGUCAACCCGUCCCAUGGAGCUGCAUCAGUUGAGGAAUGGGAGUGAAGGAAAGGCGUGGAGGAAAACCUGCUCUUCCCUGGCUACUCACUGCUGUUUCAUCCCUGCAGAUCCAGCCUCGUUCCUUCUUGGAAGAGGACCCACUGGGUGAAGCUCAACCACAGAUCUGAGCCAGGAUGAAACUAGAUCCAGGGUGGAGGCCAGAGCUGGCAGCCAGCUCUGUAUACCGCUGCCAGAAGCACUGGGGGCCCAGCGCAGCCGCCUGAGGAGGCAGCAGGUAUCCUCCAUCGCCCAGGGGGAGCUCUAGCCACACUCCUUUGCUCUCUCCAGUCCAGGUCUCUGGAAUCGGCCACUUAAAUACAGGGUUUUGUUGCUGAGAUGUAUGUGGAACGAACUAGUUUGUUAACAGAGAAGACCUGGGGACACUCCACCGGAUGUAGGAAGGACCCUCCAGCCAGCAUCUCAUUUCUUGAUUUUCCCCAAACACAUACUUCCCAGUCCCGCCCAAGCAGGCCUGCCAGGCACAUGCCCUAUCUGGCACAGGCCUGCAUUCUUGGCACGCCAUCCUUAGCCUCCAGCUGCCUGGGAUGGAGAGAUGCUCACAUUUGUACAGGCUCUACAGACUGGUUGCCACAAGCAACACUGGGUCCCAGGAGUCUUGGCAUCUUACUGCCUGUCCCCUCAGGAAUGGGCAGAGGGUCUGGGAUCCCUGUUUUCAGCAGAAGCUUGGUAUGACCAAGUGGGCAGGAUGGAGGGGCCUCUCCAGCCAGGCUCUUAAGUAGAGGCUGUGGCCAGGUUGGUGAAUGUCUUUGUGCCAGCACAGCCCUCCCUGCCCCCACGGAGUCUGACCCAGGAAGUUCUAGGACCUGAACAGAGAUUGGACCCAGGUUUGCUUCUGCUGGUGGGUCUGGCUCCAUGCUCCUAACCUGCUCUCUUGUGAAGAGGUGGCAGGAGGUAGAGGAGCUAUGGCUGCAGGCGUUUCCAGGGCAGUCUGUGCCUAAUCGAGCUCAUCUGCUCCUACCCUUGCCUGCAGUCACUUGCCAGAAACCUGCCUUCUCUGUGGACUGCUCUGGGACCUAGAAGCAGGGGCAGGCAAAAAGGAAAGCCAGGAUCAAGCUGUUGUGGAGCAUCUGGUCCUCGGAGUCUACAGAGAACAUUCUCCAGGUGCUAUGUGGUCAUGGCCUGGCCCUCCCACUACUUGCCUCCAGCCACUGGUGACUCAAUGGCACUUCUCCGAGAAGACCCUCAGGGAGCCUGCUCCGUGACUGCCAUGCCUAUCCUGCUACCUGAAACUGAUGGAUCCUCCAGUGGCCCUACAUUCCAGACUCCACCCUGGGAGCCAUGUGUCCUAUUACAGACUGUCCUCCUGGGUCUGGCCGACCAAAGCUGUGUUCAUUGUUUUCUGCAUUGGAGGAUAAUUAGAAGCAAGGCUUUCAUACUUGUGUGUGGCUCCUUCAUGAUAGUGGUGGGCAGGGACACAUGGGGAUGAGCCCUUGCUAGCCUCCAGGACAAGGACCCUGUAGAUCCAGACUAGACUUUCUGUGAGGGUGGCCGAUGUUGCACAGAUGGGAAUGGAAUGAAAUUCUGGGACUGUGGCCUUCUGGGUCCCUGGCCCAUUUGGAGUAUGCCACCUAUGCCCUUGGGCACUCAGUUAACUCUGCUGCUCAGUAGAAUGCGUUUCUUGGAACUGA
Messenger RNA from Manis javanica (Malayan pangolin), 3697 nucleotides. RefSeq names its product inositol polyphosphate-5-phosphatase K (gene INPP5K). Gene Ontology annotation, molecular function: phosphatidylinositol-4,5-bisphosphate 5-phosphatase activity; inositol bisphosphate phosphatase activity; phosphatidylinositol-3,4,5-trisphosphate 5-phosphatase activity. Gene Ontology annotation, biological process: negative regulation of phosphatidylinositol 3-kinase/protein kinase B signal transduction; phosphatidylinositol dephosphorylation; negative regulation of insulin receptor signaling pathway. Gene Ontology annotation, cellular component: plasma membrane; endoplasmic reticulum; ruffle. The record is from RefSeq and is a predicted model, not a curated record. NCBI's taxonomy places the organism in Eukaryota, Metazoa, Chordata, Mammalia, Pholidota, Manidae.